Molecule: messenger RNA, 1743 nt
Organism: Pestalotiopsis fici W106-1
Lineage: Eukaryota; Fungi; Ascomycota; Sordariomycetes; Amphisphaeriales; Sporocadaceae
Exons: 11
Coding region: 1-1743 (580 amino acids)
Biological process (GO): basic amino acid transport; transmembrane transport
Cellular component (GO): fungal-type vacuole membrane
Molecular function (GO): basic amino acid transmembrane transporter activity
Source: RefSeq, a predicted model, not a curated record
AUGACAUACCAAGAUGACGCCACUGCGGCGUCGUCCGAGAGUAACACGAUAACUCCCAGCGAAACCUCCAGUCUGCUAGGAGGCAAGUCACUCGAUGGCGAAGGAGACAAUCACAAGUACGGCAGCGUAGAAGAACCGCGAGACCCAGAGAGCGGUGUGGUGACGACCCCGCGGAUAGCAGCAGCUGCUGGCCAAGAAGGAGAAGGCAGGCGGUACAGCAACGCUUUCAUCGCGAGAACGGUUGUUGCACUUUUGAUCGGCACGUUCACGACCAAUGCCGAUGGAUCUCUCGUAUUGGCAACACAUCCGGUGAUUGGCUCCGAGUUCAAUGAUCUUGAAAAUUCGAGUUGGCUUUUCAUCGGCUUCAUGCUUGCUGGAUUAGCUACCCAGUCAUUGUACGGUAAACUAAGCGAUAUAUUUGGUCGUAAACCGUUGCUUCUCCUAUGUUAUGGAUUGUUCGCGAUUGGUUGUGCAAUCUCAAGCGGUGUUGGGCAAAGUCUUUGGCAAGUCAUCAUUGGCCGUGUGGUUUCGGGGUCUGGCUCAGCUGGCAUGACGGUCCUCGUUGCUCUCAUUAUCACAGAUCUUGCACCUUUGAGAGAAGUUGCUGCUUGGCAGAGUUACCUCAAUAUAGUAUCAACCACUGGCCGGAGUAUCGGUGGUCCUCUAGGUGGUUGGCUUACCGACACGAUCGGAUGGCGAUGGUCAUUCCUCGGCCAAGCCCCCAUCUUUGCCGCCGCAACCCUGAUAUGCUGGUUCGUCUUGCCGCCGCUCAAGCCCGAGUCGAACACCACGAGCGACGGCAGACUGAGCAAGAAGCUCGGCCGCAUCGACUUUACUGGCGCCGCACUCCUGGGCCUGGGAAUCUUUGCACUGAUGCUGCCCGCCGAGAUUGGAGGAUCUCGACUGCCCUGGAGCCAUCCCUUGAUCUUGGGACUUUUUGUCACUGGAGCGCUUCUCCUCGGGUUGUUUUUUCUCGUGGAGAAGAACUGGGCCAGGGAACCAAUAUUCCCCGUGCGGCUUCUGCACAAUAAGAAUGCCGUCCUGUGCUUCAUCAUCAAUGGGUGUCAGAUGAGCGCACAAUUGUCUAUGAUGUAUAGCGUGCCCCUGUAUUUUCAGGUCACGCAACGAACCUCGAGUACUAUUGCUGGUGCACACUUGUUCCCAGCGGUCGUUGGAAACACCAUCGGAGCACUAGCUGUGGGACAUGUAAUCAAAAAGACCGGUCGAUACAAGGCUCUCAUAAUAUUCGCAACAGCUGCCGGCAUGUUAUGCUACUCACUGCUCAUCCUGAGAUGGCAAGGCAACACCAACUGGGCCGAGUCCAUGUACAUUAUUCCCGGCGGACUAGGCACGGGCAUGGCUCAAACCGCCGUCUUUAUUGCGCUCCAGGCGUCUAUUGAACCGAAGGACCGAAGCAGCGCCACGUCGGCACUUUUCCUGAUUGGCCCCAUGGCGACGACAAUCAUCAUGGCCAUUGGCAGCGCCCUCAUUGUUGCGGGACUGCGCGACGGACUUUUUGUCCGGCUCACUGCGCUCGGUCUCGGGGCUGAUGCUAUACAAGAGGCAAUCGCUAGUGCUGCUGCCGAUGUUGCGUAUCUGGAUCGCGCCCCUCCUCUCAUUGCCAAAGCCGCCGUGGAGUCGUAUGUCGAGGGUAUUGAAUAUAGUCAUUACGUGUCUCUCGCAUGCUCAACACUUGGAUUGGUUGCGGCGCUAUUCUUGAAAGAGAAAGCGCUCCGGAGGUAG